CUUCUGAAAUUUUCAUCUUCGAACCCAUUUCCCUCGCAGUUUUCCGCCAUAUUUUUCCCUUAGCACCAAUUCUCCGUCUUUUUUCUCCAUCUGUGUUCUACUGAUCUUCAGAAGGUUAAAUUGCUGCAAUCUUCGAACUGAAUGGAGUGCAAUAAAGAUGAGGCCAUCAGAGCCAAGGAAGUUGCUGAGAAGAAGAUGCAAAAUGAUGAUUUUGAGGGAGCUGAAAGAAUUGCGAAGAAAGCUCUGCUGCUCUUCCCAGCACUAGACAACAUAUCACAGAUGCUUGCUGUCUGUGAUGUUCACAUAUGUGCUGGAAGAAAAAUCAAUGGGACCGAGAUGGACUGUUAUGGAAUCCUUCAGGUUGGGAAACUAGCUGAUGAGUUAACUAUUAAGAAACAAUAUCGAAGACUUGCACUCAUACUUCAUCCUGAUAAGAACAAGUUUCCAGGCGCAGAAGCUGCUUUUAAGAUGAUAGGCGAAGCAAAUAGAGUUCUUUCAGACAAAGGAAAACGCUCUUUAUAUGAUAGUAAGUGUAGUAGAUUAUCAGUCAGAACUAUCCCAACAAAGUCAAAGCCACCACCCAGUAAGCCAAGCAUUAUUCCUUGGAAUUCUCUGCAAGCGUUCUGGACUAGCUGCCCUUUCUGUUAUACAAGAUUUCAGUAUCCCAGGAGUGUUAUGAACAAAACUCUAAGAUGUCAAUCAUGUUUGCAGUCUUUUAUGGCUAUUGAGUUAGAUUCACAAGCUAUACCUACUUCUUAUACAAAAGUUCCAGAUAUGGCUUCCAAAAUUUUUCCUGUGUUUCACAAAGGAUCUGCAAGAACUUCUACAGAUGCAAAUGGUGGAGCAUCAGCACCCGAGGGAGCUACUCAGGUUGGAGGGGAUAUGAGAGAUAAAGAAAAAAUUAAUCAUAUGAAAUCACAAGAAAAAGCUGAAGGUUCUGGAACCCAAUGCAAGAAAAGGAAGAGAAACAGUGAGGAUAGUGCAGAAGAAGGUAAUUGUUCUAGUACACAAAAGUCUGAAAUUAAAGAUCCUUUUAAUAUGAGGAAAUCCACUAGACUAAAUGAAACACUUGGAGAUGAUAAAAAAGAGAACGGUUCAGAUGAUGUCAGCUCUAGGGAGAAAUUCAAGCCACAAAACGGAAUUUCAUCUUCUUCCCACGGGAGCUUCCCUGAAAGAAGCUCUGAAGGUCGACAACAUGAAGAAGCAUGUAAAGAGGGGACAUCCAUCAGUAAAGAUGCUGCUACGGACUUUAAGAUCAUCGGGGAUCCAGAGUUCUACAAUUUUAAUAAAGAUAGAGAAAAAAAGUGUUUUCUUAUUAAUCAAUUGUGGGCAUGUUAUGGAAAAGAAGAUAAGAUGCCUAGGUUCUAUGUGGUUAUCAGGAAAGUAUACUCGUCUGAAUUCAAGUUAAGAAUUACUUGGCUGGAACCUCACCUGGAAGGCCAAAGGAAGAAGUUCAAUUUAUUAAAAGACUUACCUAUUUCUGCAGGCAAGUUUAAGCUUGGAAACACACAAGAAACUACCGAUCUUUCUACUUUCUCUCAUCCGGUCCACUUCGAAAAAGGUACUAGUCGAGGUUCUUACAUGAUAUACCCUAGAAAGGGAGAAACGUGGGCCAUCUUCAAGAAUAGGAAAAUGAGCUUGAGUUCCGAAUUUGAAAUCGUUGAAAUAGUGUCGAACCUUGUAGUUGGUGUUGGCAUUCAAGUUGCUCUUCUGGGUAAAGUCAAAGGGUUUAUCAGCCUGUUUAAGAAGAAAACCAAGCAAAAUGGAUCGGUUAUUUUUCCAAUAAGCGAUCUACUUGACUUUUCUCACCGAAUUCCUUCGUUCAGGUUGACUGGUAACGAAAGAGAAGGUGUCCCCAAAGGGUAUCUUGAACUCGAUCCUGCUGCAGUGCCUAAUGACAUUGAGUAUUGCGAACUCGAACCUAACGGUUUACAUCCUAAUCCUGAGAAGUUGCAACAACCGAGGAAGAAUCUGCAAAGCUCCCCUAGAAAAGUCAACUCUACAGAUGACAAACACAACAAAACCGAAGAACAUAUAAUACCCAACUCUGAAGACAAAAACUUUAUUGAUCUAACUGCAUCGUCGAGUCAUGCCAAAAACACUAAGUUUGUUUCACCAGCAAGUAAAAUCUUACAAGAAUUUUACAACUUCGGAUCAGACAAGUCUGAAGUAAGCUUCCAUCCUGAUCAAAUCUGGGCAAUGUACGCCGCAGAUGGCCUGCCUAAGAAAUAUGCUCAAAUUAAGAAAAUUCAAUCAACUCCAUUUCGGAUAUUCGUGUUGAUGCUUGAAACUGACUUUCCACGCAGUGAGAAUGUCUGUGGAACAUUCAAAGUCAGUACCGGAAAACCCAAGCCAUUUUCUCCAUCCGCCUUUUCUCAUGUUGUAAAAGCAGAAGUUCAUGGAAAUAGCCUAAUUGACAUUUACCCUAAAGCAGGACAGGUUUGGAUGCUAGACAAGAAUUGGGACGAAACUUUUCGCAUGGAAAAUUGCAACUAUGAAAUUGCUGAAGUUCUUGAAAGCAAUAAUGAACAGUUUAUUAAGAUUUCACUUUUGCUUCAUCUGAAGGGUUCGAAAACAAUUUUUAAGGGGGCUAGAGGACGGAGCAUGAGCAGUUGUAUUGUGGAAAUACCGUGGAAAGAAGUAGGGAGAUUCUGUUACCAGAUUCCUUGUUUCAAGUUCACGACCGAAAGGAAUGGGAUGUUGAGAGGUUGUUGGGAGCUAGAUCCUGCUGCCAUGCCGAAAAAAUUUCAACCUUUGGAAUAGAGAUAUGCAAUUCAGGCAUGGUUUUAAAGUUAUACUAGUAUUUGCAUCUUCUUUUGUAACAAACCAACCAAGCCAAUGUAGGAUUUCUUGCUGCAGUUUGUUUUGUGGAAUUUUAAAUAUAUGUUUCUGGCUGGGUAAUUUAUAUCUGUCAGGAAACAUAUGUUUAAUUUCUCAUACUGGUUUUAUUUUAAUAGUAGGUUUGACAUUAUAGUUUGUUCAUUGAACUUAAAAUCUCUG
Messenger RNA from Impatiens glandulifera, 3000 nucleotides. RefSeq lists its product as uncharacterized. Bases 142 to 2763 code for a protein of 873 amino acids. Lineage: Eukaryota; Viridiplantae; Streptophyta; Magnoliopsida; Ericales; Balsaminaceae. The record is from RefSeq and is a predicted model, not a curated record. The transcript has 3 exons.